Messenger RNA from Prorocentrum cordatum, 3015 nucleotides. NCBI's taxonomy places the organism in Eukaryota, Dinophyceae, Prorocentrales, Prorocentraceae. The record is from the annotation of a GenBank genome assembly.
AUGGGACUGGCGUGCGGCUGUACACGAAAAGUUUCCACGAGGGACUGGCCAAGUUCGACCGCCCAGAUAUCCUCGAGGCGCCGAUACCUAAGCUUUAUCUGGAGGGCCAAGGAGCUAUCACGCGAGCUGGAAGUGCUCCCGCGAUCCGCCACCGAGGUGCUGCAGCAGCUGCCAGACCCGCCCGAGCUGCAUGCCGUGGAGGAGACGCUGAAGGACCUCGCCCGGCUCGGCGCCAUCGAUGGGGCCAGCGACGAGGCCGCGCUUACCCCGAUCGGCCGCGUGUGCCUAUCGCUGCCGCUGGACCUGCACACCUGCAGGCUCGUCUGGCUGGGCUGCCUGUGGGGCUGCGCGGCGGACGCCGUCGUCCUCGCCUGCUGCAUGGGCUCCGUGCAGGACGACCCAUUCGAGGUCCCCAGCCCCUUCGUCGAGUCGAUGGAUACCGCUCAGUUGGCCAGGCAGCUUGGCCGCUCGCUGCAGUCCCGCAGCCACUUCGACAUGGGUGCCUUCUCCGAGCCGCUGAUGCUGCGCGCGCUCUUCCUGGAGUGGUGGCGCGGCCGCCCGGGCGCGCAGCUGGCGGGCUUCAGGUCGUGGGCGAAUCACGCGCGGAGCUUCUCGCGCACCCGCGCGGUUGUGGCCCGCAGGCUGACGCAGCUCGUGUGCGCGGUCGCGGACUGCGCGGGGCGGUCGCUGCGAAUGUGCGAGCCCGGCUCGUCGGCGGGCGUGCAGUUGCGCGCGCUGCUGCGCAGCCUCGGGGCGGAGAACGGCCGCGAGCGCACGGCGCCAGGCGACUGGGUCGCCGAGUGGGAGGCUGGUUUGGAGGAAGAUGCCGCGGCAGCCGCGGGGGUGCGGUUCGCCCGCGAUGGUGCGCACAUGUUCGAGGCGGGGCCGGAGAAGUUGAGGGCGCUGCUGGCGGCGGCGUUUUCCGACAGCCUGAUCGUGGGCCGCCUGGGCAAGAAAUGCGACCAGGGGCUGCAGGUGAUACGCAGGCAGAGGAUGGACCCGCAGCGCGUCGUGGUGAUGUCCAGCGUGCCACCUGUGAUCCAGGGAAAGCCUGGCGCCGUUCAGCGCGUCUUGGCCAUUGCCUCUGACGGAGCCGAGCUGCAGUGCGAGGAGACCAAGAAGGGAGGCAGCAGCGUGAUGGCAGCGCUUCCGGCAGCGCGGGCCCAGCAUCUUGCCGAGGGAGACAGCCGCGGCACCCCCGGCGCGGCGCAGAGCGGCGAGCCCAUACUCAACCACGUGGCCUUGACGGUGCAGCAGCUGCUGCAGUUCCCAUGCGGGCGCAAGGAGUUCAGCAUCACGCUGGCAAGAGAGGAGCUCGAGCGCGACGAGGUGCCAGCUGCGGCCCAGGUGGGUGCAAGUGCCGAAGCCGAUGCUGUCGGGUGGCCCUGGCUCUCCGCGCUGGCAGCGCCCGAGCCUCUGGCAUCCUGCGGCCAGCUGCUCGCGCUCUUGGAGGCGCUGGGAGACCUGGCGCACACGGAGCCCGCGGCACCGGUAGCCGCGAGGCAGCUCUCCAAGAAAGGGCGGUCGGCACUGGGCAAGCUGGCCGAGGCAUGGCCGCAGGAGGCGUGCGAGGAAAGGGGAGUCUCCGCCGACGGCCUGUCCGAGGCCUUCUUCGCCUGGCUCACUGGGCUCUUCGCGGUGGAGGGCGCCAAGAAGAGCAGGACAGUCAAGAAGGCGCCCUCGUUCCAGCGGGCGAUUUGCAGGGCCCGCGCUGCACUGCGCGAGCGCGAGGAUCGGGAGAGGGCGACGGCGGAUGUGGCUGCCGCCGACGGCCAGGACGGCGCCGUCGAGGUGGAGUUCGGUCGCGACUGGGUGUCGCACCCGUGCAGGAUCGAGUGGAAGGCCCUCUGGCGAUCCUCAGAGGACGACGCGAGGAUCGCUGUGAAGGUGCUGCCGAGCUGGAGGAACCCCACGGGCUUCGCUUGCCACGUGUUGGAGGAAGACUCCGAUGAGUCGUCCGCAGACUUCCGGGUGCUCGGGUGCUGCGGGGGGAUUCAGCUGAUAGGGGCGGGGAACAUCGCGUUCACGGAGGGCUUCGUGACACUGCGCCUGGCGCACCUCCCCUUCUGGCUGCUCACCGCGUCGGUCGCGGACGCCGACCUGCAGUUCGGCUUCGAGUCUCAGGAGGAGGAGGCCCCCCAGAUCUGCGCCGCGCGGGCCUUCGGGGAGGAGCUGCCGUGCAAGCUCUCCGCGGAGGCCUUCGUGGACCUGGCCGCGGCGCGCGGGCGGCUGCGGCAGCUCGCGCGCGCGGGGCCCCCGGGCGGCGACGGCAGCGGCGAGGAGGCCGGCAGCGAGCCCUACCCACUGAGGGACUGCCGCGUGGUGUCGGGGGCCGUGGAGCGGCUGCUCCAGAGCGUCGCGGGCGGGUUCGGGGCGCCAGGCCGGUGGUGCGCGCCCCAGCCCGGGGGCGAGGUCAAGUGGCUGAGGGCGGGCGGGGAGGGUGCCGGCGACGGGGCCGGCCUCGACCCCCUGCGGGAGUUUGGGGAGCUGCAGGAGGCAGCCGCCUUGGCGCUCGGCGGCAGCGGAUCCGAGCUGGCUCGCCUGCGCAACGAGGUCGUGCGGGCGAUCCACCGCGUGGACGACCCGCGGGCCUUGCAGAGAUUGCUGGCUAUGGCCAUCGAGGGCGGCGAGGAGGAUAAGAAGGACAAGCAAGAGAAGGAGAAGAUGGAGAAGCAGGAACACAACGAGAAGAAGGAUAAGAAGGAGAAGAAGGAGAAGAAGGAACACAACGAGAAGAAGGAGAAGAAGGAGAAGAAGGAUAAGGAUGAUAAGGAGAAGAAGGACAGCGUGGACGACCCGCGGGCCUUGCAGAGAUUGCUGGCUAUGGCCAUCGAGGGCGGCGAGGAGGAUAAGAAGGACAAGCAAGAGAAGGAGAAGAUGGAGAAGCAGGAACACAACGGGAAGAAGGAGAAGAAGGAUAAGAAGGAGAAGAAGGAACACAACGAGAAGAAGGAGAAGAAGGAGAAGAAGGAUAAGGAUGAUAAGGAGAAGAAGGACAGCGUGGAUGCGAAGUAG